AUGUUCGACGGCCGCGUGAACCGCGCCGAGUUCUUCUUCCAGCAGAUCCUUCCACUAGACAUGCUCCUGGGUUCGAUGAUCACGUUCAAGUUUGCCGAUCGCUUGGGUCGGGCCACGAUGCUCGAGCUCGCCGCCAUUCCGUAUGUCCUUGGUUGGUUGUUUGUGGGCGUGGCGUUCGGCCAAGUCAUGCUCCUCGUUUGUCGCUACUGCCUCGGCGUGGCCAUGUCGGUCUUCUCCAUCGUAGUGCCGAUUCUCUUGGCAGAACUGAGCGAAGACGACUCCCGGGGCCGCGUCCUCACCACGUCGCAGCUCAUCCACAUGCUCCGCGGCCGCAUGGUGUACACGCCAGUUCUUCGUCUGCUGCUUCGGCACAACGACCGCAUCAUGAGCUUCUCGGUUUGCCUAAAGAUCCAAAGCCCCGCCUCCGUGAACCGCAGCACGCGCGCCAAAAUCCGCGUCAACUCGAUUUUUGCACUCUGA
Molecule: messenger RNA, 480 nt
Organism: Aphanomyces astaci
Lineage: Eukaryota; Oomycota; Saprolegniomycetes; Saprolegniales; Verrucalvaceae
Exons: 2
Coding region: 1-480 (159 amino acids)
Biological process (GO): transmembrane transport
Cellular component (GO): membrane
Molecular function (GO): transmembrane transporter activity
Source: RefSeq, a predicted model, not a curated record